Molecule: messenger RNA, 2795 nt
Organism: Lycium barbarum (goji berry)
Lineage: Eukaryota; Viridiplantae; Streptophyta; Magnoliopsida; Solanales; Solanaceae
Product: probable sulfate transporter 3.5
Exons: 13
Coding region: 72-1982 (636 amino acids)
Biological process (GO): transmembrane transport
Cellular component (GO): membrane
Molecular function (GO): secondary active sulfate transmembrane transporter activity
Source: RefSeq, a predicted model, not a curated record
ACAAAAAUCCGCCUAUAAACUACUCUUCUUUCUUUCUUUCUUUCUUCUGCAUAGCUAUAUUAAUCUCAAGCAUGACGAGUUCUUGGCAUAGGGUGAACUAUGCAACGCCGAGAAGCUUUGGCACAUCACUAAAAGCAAACCUAAAAGAAACAUUUUUUCCAGAUGAUCCAUUCCAUGAAUUCAAGAAUGAGCCACUUUCACGUAGAAUUCUAAAGGGGACUCAAUACUUUGUUCCAAUUUUUGAAUGGUUACCAAAGUACAGUUUGAAGCUCUUCAAGUAUGAUCUUCUUGCUGGAAUCACUAUUGCUAGCCUUGCCAUCCCUCAAGGGAUAAGCUAUGCAAAGCUCGCAAACAUUCCUCCAAUCAUUGGACUUUAUUCGAGCUUUGUUCCUCCUCUUAUUUAUGCGGUUUUUGGAAGUUCAAAGCACCUUGCUGUAGGGACAGUGGCUGCUUGCUCGUUGCUUAUUGCAGCAACCAUUGAGGAAAAAGUGAAGGCUAACGAUAAUAUGCCUCUCUAUCUCAGUUUGGUCUUCACCGCCACUCUUUUCGCUGGUUUGGUUCAGACUGCUCUGGGUUUGCUAAGACUUGGGAUUUUGGUAGAUUUUCUAUCACAUUCAACCAUAACUGGAUUUAUGGGAGGGACAGCAAUAAUUAUUUGCUUGCAGCAACUAAAGGGCAUGCUUGGUUUGAAACAUUUCACUACCCAUACUGAUGUGGUCUCUGUCUUACGUGCUAUCUUCCACAACAGAAAAGAGUGGAAGUGGGAGAGUGCCGUUGUUGGUAUAAUCUUCCUUAUUUUCCUGCAAUUCACUAGAUUUGUGAAAAACAAGAAACCAAAGCUAUUUUGGGUUUCAGCCAUAGCUCCAAUGGUAACUGUCAUAGUUGGUUGCCUUUUCGCUUACUUCGCCCAUGCUGAAAAACAUGGCAUCCAAAUCGUUGGACAUUUGAGUAAAGGAAUAAAUCCUUCAUCCAUUCAUCUCUUAAAUUUCAAUCCGAAGUACAUAUCAGCACCUAUAAAAGCAGGAGUCAUCACAGCAGUGAUUUCUCUAGCUGAAGGAAUAGCCAUUGGACGGAGUUUUGCCAUCAUCAGAAAUGAACAAGUUGAUGGCAACAAGGAAAUGAUUGCCAUUGGUCUCAUGAACAUUUUUGGAUCUUUGGCUUCAUGCUACUUGACCACCGGGCCAUUUUCUAGAACAGCAGUGAACUUCAACGCCGGAUGCAAGACAACAAUGUCAAACGUGGUAAUGUCAAUAUGCAUGAUGCUAACAUUGUUGUUCUUGGCUCCUCUGUUUAGUUACACGCCCCUCGUCUCUCUCUCCGCGAUCAUCAUGUCUGCAAUGCUUGGGUUAAUUGACUAUGACAAGGCCUACCACCUCUUCAAGACCGAUAAGUUUGAUUUCUACAUUUGUAUGACUGCUUUUAUUGGGGUUGCCUUCAUAAGCAUGGACAUCGGCCUAAUGUUAUCUGUUGGACUUGCCUUAAUCAGAGCACUUCUAUAUGUAGCAAGGCCAGCAACUUGUAAGCUUGGAAGCGUACCAGAAGCUGGACUGUAUCGCGACAUAGAGCAAUAUCCUACAGCAAAUGGCAUCCCAGGAAUUUUAAUUCUCAAGCUUUCUUCUCCUAUAUACUUUGCAAAUUGCAAUUACAUCAGAGAAAGGAUUCUUAGAUGGAUCAGAGAUGAGCAUUCACGUACCGAUUCUAAAGGAAAUGAAAUUGAAUACUUGUUACUAGAAUUAGGAGGUAUUACAUCGAUUGAUAUAACGGGUGUUGAAACGUUAUUAGAAAUUCAAAGGUGCGUAGAAGCAAAAGGGAUCAAGAUGGUUUUGGUUAAUCCGAGGCUGGGAGUCACGGAAAAGUUAAUAGUAACAGAGUCGAUAAGCACCAUUGGAAAAGAAUAUGUGUUCUUAACAAUUGAAGAUGCAAUUGAUGCCUGCAAAUUUUCACUCAAAUGUUCGGAUCAGAUGAAAAGAGAAAAAUCUUGAAAUAGUUUAACAUUUUCAUUGUGACAGCUGAAAAUGCACAAUACUCAAUGAUGCUGAUGGGCCCAUUGGAUAGCCCACAAAGAUGUGAAGCCCAGUCGGCUGUAUGAAGGAAAGCCAAUACAAGAAAAAUAGGCUAAUGCUUAUUUAUGGAAGCAGCUUAGAAAUUCCAAGUCAUCCAUGAUUUCUAUCAAGUACUACUGAAGAUCUUUCUUUUGUAUCAAAGGAAAGGAAAUCACUUGAAGAAGGAAGCCACCACCUAGCAAUCAAGGAAGAUAUAAUCAAGAUCAAACAAAUCCGCUUCAACAAGGAAACAAGCACCAAGACCAGCCAUCUCGGCAACAUGAAGAUUGAACACAUGGAAAUUAAGGAAGGAAAUUAUGCCGCAGUAAAAGCUCUAACCUUAUUCUUGGAAAAUAGGAUUCCUUAUUCCUUUUACUAAGGAUCAACACUCUUGGGUUGUCAUCUCUGCUAAAGAGCCUCUACCGUCAUCAACAAGUAUUUAAAGGCUCUAUUGGAGACGAAGAAAGGAUAUACCUUCGUCUCAACUUCUCGAAGCUCUUUACUUUACUUUUCAUAAGCAUUGUAUUUUUGAGUAAUUUAUAGUGUAAACAAAAAAGAAAUGAGAGAUAUAGUAUAGUUGGUGAGGCAUUGUAUAAAAAUAUUAAGAGUGCUUGAGUGUAGACAUAGGAGCUCCAUUCAAACCAACCAUUGUACCAAACUUAUAUGAAGAGCUGCAGAGAACACCCUUGCAACCCAAGGGGACUGAAGUAGGAUUUACAUUGAGUCCUAACUAGUAUAAAAUAUCCGGUGCCA